Molecule: messenger RNA, 2149 nt
Organism: Marasmius oreades (fairy-ring Marasmius)
Lineage: Eukaryota; Fungi; Basidiomycota; Agaricomycetes; Agaricales; Marasmiaceae
Exons: 13
Coding region: 96-1436 (446 amino acids)
Biological process (GO): transmembrane transport
Cellular component (GO): fungal-type vacuole membrane
Molecular function (GO): transmembrane transporter activity
Source: RefSeq, a predicted model, not a curated record
CGAAGAUUUGGCGAUGCCUCGACUCCGAGGAUAUUGAUAAGCACUACUAGGGGCCUUAAAACCAUGAGGUCUCAUGUUCAAUUUUUCGCCCAACAAUGACUCCCCGCUCUCCCUCGGCAUCCGCUCAAACCGAUUCUCUGGACGUACACGAAGUGGCUCUAGUGAACAUGAUGGAGGGGAUCGUUCCUGAGCAAAUUUUAGAAGACAAGGAGGAAAAAGCAAAUCCUGGUGAGGCCUCCGACGAUUAUCCUGACGGCGGAUUGAGAGCCUGGUUGGUCGUUCUGGGAACCGUGUUGUCGAAUUUCUCAACAUUUGGAUUCGUGAACUCUUGGGGAGUAUUCCAGUCGUACUAUGAACAGGACUUGCUACGAGGGACUUCACCUUCCACAAUUGCAUGGAUAGGUUCAGUUCAGUACGCACUGGUGUUUUUCCCGGCACUGUUUACUGGGCGCAUGUUCGAUCUCGGCAUUUUUAAAAUCCCUUACGCCAUAGCUUCGGUUGUCAUUGUUGCUAGCUGUUUCGUCACAGCUGAAUGCACCAAGUACUGGCAUUUCCUGCUUUGUCAAGGUAUCGCUCUUGGGAUUGCGUGUGGCAUGGUUUUCGGUCCGUCCCUCGCUGUGCUUGGUCAUUGGUUUAAGAAGAGACGGGGACUUGCGUUGGGAAUAACGGCCACUGGAUCUUCGAUUGGCGGUGCUGUCCUUCCCAUCGUAGCACGGAGACUUAUUCAGGAAGUCGGCUUCAAAUGGACGAUGCGGAUAAUCGGUUUCAUUCUACUCGUCAGUCUAUCGGUUCCAAAUCUGACGCUCGCUCGUCGGCUGCCGGCCAAGAAAGUGGCGGGUGGAGUCUUCAAUAUAGGAGUUUUUACAUCUCCUAUUUUCUCCGUUUAUUGUCUUGCAAUUUGUGUCUCGUUUCUGGGGCUUUACACUACUCUCACCUAUAUUGAUAUAAGCGCGAUACGUAUAGGAAUCUCACCGGAGUUCUCAUUCUAUCUAGUGGCUAUCACUAAUGCUGCAUCUGGAUUUGGACGUCUAUGUUCAGGUUUUCUGGUGGACAAAGCUGGCCCUAUCAAUUUUUAUGCUCCGAUGACGGUUAUUGCUGGUGUUUUAACGUACGCAUGGCCAUUUGCGCGUUCACAAGGGGGCCUGAUUGCCAUUGCAGUCUUGUACGGGUUUUCUUCCGGUGCCUUUAUCUCCACCUUCAUCUUACCGGUGUACGGGAUGGGAGAAAUGGAUGACGUAGGCCGUCGCACUGGGACAGUGAUGAGUAUAGCAGCUAUCGGUGCUCUCGUUGGUCCUCCUAUCUCUGGUGCGAUUAACGAUGUUUCCGGUGGGUUUGAGGCGGUCGGGUAUUAUGCUGGAACUAUGAUCCUGGUUUCGGUCGCUUUAAUGCUCUUGACAAGAUAUCUUGUCCUUCGUCGGUGGCGAGGCAUAUAUUGAGAUGCGUUGACAAUUAAAAAAUGUUCAACUUCGCCUUGGGGUAUUUUAAGAACAGGGCUGUUGAAACGAGAUAUCAGGCAUUGCAUUAUUUUCGAGCAGGAAAUCAUGCCUUACCCUCUCCUUCCAGUGUCAAUCUCCCAUCUCCCAUCUCCCUCCAUGUCCAAAUUGCACCAGUGAGUCUGUACCCAAUAUAAACGCGUCUCGUGCGGGUGACGGGCACAAACUCCGCGGAAUGAACCUGCGUCUCUGUUUUCUCUGAUCCAAGCAUUGACAGACACUUGGCAGAGGCGGUAUUUAGGCCUAUGGGUGUUGUCUUCCUUUACCUGAUUACGAGGUCUUCCCACUUCUGAAUAUUUUUGAUGGAGUCCGUAUCGAAAUUUACUCUCCAGACGUGACACGUGACGCAACGUGUUUUGGUAUUCUAAGUUGGUUUUGGUUGAUGAGCGUACUCCAUUCCCACGCUUUUCCCACGCUUGAGCUCGUAGACCCUGCAGGCUGCCAAUCUCAUUUCCCUGAAACUCAUUAUUAAGCGAUGUAACCGUCAGCCAGCGGUUACCAAACUCUUUUCCUACUUUUGAGAGCAGGUAAACACGAUUCUCGAAUGAAUAAGUACUAGUAUUUGUAGCUGUCCGUAAACCAACUGUAUGGAUUUUCAAGGAGGAUCGAUAAAAAUAGGUCUUUCAGGGUCAUUAUGAUCGUCAGCUCGUUGCCAG